Amoebophrya sp. A25 is the source of this 257-nucleotide messenger RNA. The record is from the annotation of a GenBank genome assembly. Lineage: Eukaryota; Dinophyceae; Syndiniales; Amoebophryaceae.
CGGGAAUGUCAGCCUCUUCCUGCAGAGAUUUUCGCUGCGCCACAUUUAACUACACCACGAUUGGACAGGCGAGAACUCACGUUGCAGGACAUUCGUAUGGCAGACGAAAGCGCUGGUAGAAUCUUGCCUCCUUCGCCACCACUGCCGAAAGUGGAAAUCAAUGUGGCGUCGACCCCACGGUUGGGCAACAAAGCUUCUCUAGGACUGGCGUCAGCAGCAUACCAUCUCCACGUGAAGAAGGACCUAGAUACAGGCGC